Messenger RNA from Durusdinium trenchii, 2109 nucleotides. NCBI's taxonomy places the organism in Eukaryota, Dinophyceae, Suessiales, Symbiodiniaceae. The record is from the annotation of a GenBank genome assembly.
AUGAGUGCCCAAGAGCUUUCUGGUGCGGAGCUUGCACUGACCAAGCCAAUGGUGGUGAAGGGGGUGACAGUAUACAAGGUGUUGGCAGGUGAUACGACCCUGGCUUCGUACAAUGAAGGGAGUCCUCCAAGUGCUCACGACGACCUUGAUGGUGAUGGCUCACAGCAGCUCAAAGACUGGAGAGGUUUGUACACUCAGUUUCAGAGAGAUCACGUGCUGGGCACAGUGCCCUAUCGAUGGGAGAAGGGUCACUCUGAGGCUAGACUUGUCUCUGUCACAUUUGAGGAGCUUGAGAUUGUGGUGUUUCAGGAUGACCGAUUACAUGACGCAGGUAUGAGUGGUGAACAAAAGGCAACCAUGGUCAAGCAAAAGCUCGGAAUACUUGAAGAAGAGCCACUUUUGGUAGCAUUGGGAAAGCGCAGACAAGUGGCGCUGGUGCGUGAAACUGAAUCGGAAUGGGAACUCAUCGUUCCGCACGAUCUGUUACCUACUUUACCAUUCCAAGAGCGCGGCAUUGCUCGCUUCCGACGCCAUCCAGAAAGACCCGUGAUUUCGCACUGGAGCCAUGAGAUGUCCGACAUGUCCGGCGACAUGCUGGAAUCACUGGCUGAGAAGCCACCCACGAGUGGUGGAAAGGUGCUGGAAGAUGAUGGCUGCAUAGGCAGCAUAGAUGAGGAAUUGCCAGCGCAGCAGGGCUUGUCGCUACCACCGAGACUUCAGCUCCUAAAGCGGAUCAUUCAGGCCUUAGUGUCAGAGGGCAGGUUUGAAGUGUGCAAUCACAGCUUCGCAGACCUCUUGCGAAGGCUUUGUGAGCAUGCAGUUCAGCAAGGUCAGCGCGAAGCAGCACGCAGCAAAGUGUCCUUCACAAUGAAGCCACAGGUGCCGAAGGCGGUUGGCAAACGCCAAUCUCGCUUUCUCGCUACGGUCGCUGCUGUGGCGAAAGAAACUGCCGGGAAAGUGUUGCUCGUGGAUGACGAGGAGGAGAAGGUCCCCCCACAUGUCAUCAAGGAGGUGUCAAGCACUUUGUUGAGGGAUGAAUACUUCAAGCCCGGCGCGGCAGUGGCCUUGCUGCGACAGUACUUCAAAAAGGCACAUUGGGUGGGUGCACUCAAUGGAUCACUGAUCUUCGAGAAACACAAGGUGGUGUAUCCUUUGGACACGGUGACUCCGGUGAAGGAGAGUCCUUCCUCCGACAAGCUCCUGAGCUUGGGAUCCCUUUUUGCUGUUGCUGCCUUGCAGGAGCAAUAUGAAGGUUUUGCCACAGCUUCGCUUUUGGAGAGCCUGAUGGCGAAAAAGCUGGACACGGAGCACCUCUCGGAGCUCAUGGAAUACCUGUUGGGCAGGAGCACGAACUGCUCGCUCUUGCUGAGCUCGAAGAAGGCCAAGCAGGUGCCUGUUCCAAGGCCAUCCGCGCUGAAGGCGGACACUCUGAGUGGCAGCUUCUCUGCGAACCAGAAAAGCAACAACGGAGCAGAGAGGUCCGUCGAAGCCGCAGACGCAGAAGUUCGGAGUCAGGGAGACAACUCGGCAUCAGGGAGCGAUGAGACCGUGGUUGUGGAGAAAAAGAAGAGAAAGAAGAGAAGAAAAAGAAAGAAGAGCACACAAAACGAGCCGCUAGCUGACCCACCAGAGAUGGCCCAGCCAACACGGCUGGCACAUCCUGAGAAGUCAGCAGAGCUAACGAGCCUGGCUCCGGAGAAUGGCCAGGAAGAGCCCAGACGGGCUCCUGGCAAGAAGAGACUAAUCGAAUUGAAGGAAAAGUUUGCAUCUGACCAGUCCCAGCUCGAGGUUGCCUCAACGUGGGAAGCGAUCUGUUCUCAACAGUCCCGUGUGAUGAGGUUGGAAGCCGAGCGCUCCACCACCAACAUGGAAAGAGACAGCAAAGAGGCACUGCUCCGUGAGAAUGCUGAAGAGCUCCGGAAGAUGAAGUUGAACGAAGUUCGCUUGCUUCAGGAAUGCCAGGAGUUCCUCAGCGAUCAUUUAGGUGGCGAGGAAUUGCUCCAGCGGCUUUGGAGGAGGUUGAAUCCUUUCCUGCCGCAGUGGGAGCCGAAGAGGGAGGAGAAGAAACCCAGUGGCGCAGAGUCACCAGAGGCCUCGCCUGCAGCCUGA